AUGAGACAGCGAGCACAGACAGCGAGACACUCUAGCUUUUCUGCGUCUCUUCAUAAAAUCUCAGCUUACCUAAAACCGCCAAUAACAACAGAUACACCGCCGGCAACUCUCUCUCUCUGCUUCAACUUCCAAUUUUCAGAAAUCGACGAGGAAGAAGAUGGAGGAAUAAAAUCAUCGAAUCCAGAUAUCUCACAAGCAGUUAGCAAUGAAAGCAAAGAACCCAAGCCUGCCGAUGAAAAGAAAGAAGAAAAGCGAGAAGAAAAGAAGAAGCCACGUGUCCAUCCGACAAUGCAAAACCUUAAUCUAGUCCGUAGCAACUCGUCUACAAGUCUUUCAAAAGCGGAAGCCGUUGAAAAGUAUUACGAGAGAAAUGCGCAUACUGUAUCAGGGAUUCACAAGAAUCAGGAUACUUUUGGACAACUUCAACGGAGAUACAAACCGAAGCAAGAUGGAGUCAGUGUGCUGAGUAGUCCUGGAGCUCUGGGGGAUACUGUAAUCCCGACGAAACGACAUUUCGAUAGAUCGAUGUAUUGGUUCGCAUUUCAUCGGAAACAAAUUGGAUUGAGACAUAUUUUGGUGGCGUUUAUGGUCUUGUCGUAUACGAUUUUCGGAGCAUUCAUGUUUUGGACAGUGGAGAGUAGAUAUGAACGGGCGAUCACCCUUGAAAGAGUCACCAAUCUCGAGGAACUCCUUGGAAAAAUUGCUGAAAACAUUACUGAAAUAGUGAACGAUCCGAAUACAAAUACAACGGAAUCUGAAAUGAAAGUGUACAUUAGAGAAGCCUAUGUGACACUGAUGAGACUGGAGGGACAGUACAAAGGGUCCACGUAUUACAAGCUAGAAGACCACGGAAGAAAUUGGAAAUGGACGUUUGAAAGUGCGUUCUUCUUCAGUAUGAAUGUCUACACAACCACUGGAUACGGGUCGAUUGCACCGGAAUCCACGCUCGGACAGUUUCUGGUUUGCAUCUAUGGAUUCAUUUUUGUGCCGGUUACACUGGUGGCUCUUCGAGAUUUGGGACAGUUCUUUUUGGUGCACUUGACGAAACUUUAUGCUCAGUUGAAGCAGCGGAUGAGAGAACUCAACGGUGACCGUACUUUGGAUGUCAAUGAAAUUAUCCAAAUCCCAAUCAAAUCGUGCCUCCUAUUAUUAGCCCUCUACCUAGCCUUCUGCACCCUAUUCAUAAAUCUCUACGAUGAACUGAGCGGCCAACAACCGGGAACCGGAAUGUCACUCUUUCUCUGUUUCUACUUCUCAUUUAUCUCUUUGAGUACGAUCGGUCUCGGUGAUAUCAUGCCAAAUAAUGCUACGUUCUCUCCAAUCAUUUCGAUAAUGUUCUUCUUCGGUAUGGCACUCACCAAGGUCGUCAAUAGGAACACUUUUAUUGCGGUGGAGAAUGGAAUUUUUGGAGUCCUCACCCUCGUCGAAAACAAACUCGAUGGAAUAGUCCGUCGUGGAAAAGUGAUCCCAGAAGAGAAAGAGCAACAAAAACCACCGAAACUCACACCUCGAACACCACCUCAUAUUCAAAGAGCGUUGAGUGUGGAGGACUACGUUGCUGCUCAGAGAGAAAAUACAAAUGAAGUGUUGAACAACUUCACUGUCAGAUCUAUCGCCACAUUUAUGAAAUCGAAUACGGAUAUUUAUGGAGGAGGAUUCGGAAGAGUUCAAUUGAGAAGAGGAGAUCUGAUGGGAAGUGAUCAUCAGAUGACGACGACUUCAGUGGAGCAUAAAGAAUCAGGACAUCAUCAGGAUUCACAAGUCUAA
Messenger RNA from Caenorhabditis remanei, 1767 nucleotides. RefSeq lists its product as uncharacterized. Gene Ontology annotation, cellular component: membrane. The transcript has 8 exons. Gene Ontology annotation, molecular function: potassium ion leak channel activity. Gene Ontology annotation, biological process: potassium ion transmembrane transport; stabilization of membrane potential. Bases 1 to 1767 code for a protein of 588 amino acids. The record is from RefSeq and is a predicted model, not a curated record. Lineage: Eukaryota; Metazoa; Nematoda; Chromadorea; Rhabditida; Rhabditidae.